UGCCUGUACCCUCUUCCCCAACCCGCCCUCAGUCUCUUGCACCAAGUACUCUGAACGCUCCUUUACUCCCUCGCUUCUCAUCCUGUCUGUCAACCCGCGACCCUCCUCUCUGGGCCUCUCCCCAACCCACACACCGGCUUCCUCUUUCCAUUUUCCAAACAAGUCCCGUUCCUCCCUAGCUGCGGCCCCCGGCCACCCACCCCCCAACCGUCGUCCUCCACCGCAUCCGGUUCCUGCUCUCCCAUCUCGUCGCUUGCUGUCCCCCUCCACAUCCCCGGGUUCCGGUGCCUCCACCCUCCGGCCUCAGCCUCCCUGAGGAUUUGGGGCCAGCGCGGAACUUAAGUUUCCGCGCUCAGCUCUUCCUGCUUCAGGAAGCUGGAUCAGGGAGACCUGUUGCGGGAGCUGAGUUCCUGGCUGGUUCAGUUGAGUUAAGGGUGUUCUCGGAGCAACCCCUUGGUGGCCGCUUUAUUAAGUACUGUUACCAAGCGAGUCCCUCCCUCCCUCAAACCGAGUGUGAGGGUUUACUGUCAGCCUGCAGAGGGAAGUCCAGCCAAUCACUGUCAGCUCACCUGCUCCAGGCCACCUGGACUGAGACAGCUCUCCAUGGACGGCUCUGAAGAUGACCCGACCAUCUUCAGCACCCACUGUCUGCCCAGUGACUCCAGGCUCUGGGCCACUGUAACCAACUCCUACCUAGGUACACGUGUGUAUCAUGACACCAUACAUGUAAACGGUGUGUACAACGGAGCUGGAGGGGGCUCUCACCGGGCAAUUCUGCCCAGCCCCCUCAAUGUCCAGUUAGAAGCCCCUGAAGGAACAGAACAGCUGACAGAGACCUUUACCCUGGACACCAACACAGGUUCCUUCCUGCACACCCUGGAAGGCCCCAGCUUCCGGGCUUCCCAAUGCAUCUAUGCUCACCGUGUGUUACCCCACGUACUGGCCUUCAGCGUGUCCAUUGAACGCCUGACCACAGGGAACAAGCCCAUCACAGUGCUGCUACAGGUGGCCUUUUCCCCAGAAAGCCCAGACCUGGACCUGCAUGUGGGGCCUGACUUCCAGGGAGGCCGGUACCUGCACGGCCACACCCUCACCCCUGAGCAGCCAGGAGAACCUCAGCAGGAAAUACAUAUGCUGUGGUUGCCAGUUCCUCCAGCUCUGACCCUUGGGGAAGAUGAGAAGGACAGGACCUGGGACUUUCUGACUGUGGUGGGCGGCAGCCAGGCUGAGGCCCAGGGAUGCUUUGCUGAGGCCCUGCAGCUGCAGACCAGGGGUGUUCUGUAUAUGGCCCAUGCAGACGCCUGGGCCCAGCUCUGGGCAAGCUGUGGCCUGGAUGUGGCUGGGCCCCUGCCCCUACACCAGGCCCUUCGUGGCUCCCUCUACUACCUGCUCAGUGAGCUUCCCCAGCCUGGCACCCAAGGAUUCAUCAGCCAUGGGCUUAGCCCUGGAGGCCUCUCCAAUGGGAGUCAGGAGGAAUGCUACUGGGGCCAUGUCUUCUGGGACCAGGGAGCCAAGUUUGCUUGGGAGAGUGCAAGCACUGGCCUAGAGGUCUGCCCUGAGGACAUUUACGGGACCCAGGAGAUCCACGUCAAUGGCGCCGUGGUGCUGGCCUUCCAGCUGUACUUCCACUGCACUCAGGACCUGCAGCUCUUCCGAGAGGCUGGUGGCUGGGAUGUGGUCAGUGCUGUGGCUGAGUUUUGGUGCAGCCGGGUAGAAUGGAGCCCCCAGGACAAGAUGUACCACCUGAAAGGAGUCAUGCCCCCCGAUGAGUACCACUCAGGAGUCAACAACUCUGUGUACACCAAUGUCCUGGUCCAGAACAGCCUGCGCUUUGCCGCUGCAUUGGCCAAGGACUUGGGUUUGCCUGUCCCCAACCAGUGGCUGGAGGUGGCUGACAGGAUCAAGGUGCCAUUUGACUCUGAGCAGAACUUCCACCCCGAGUUUGAUGGCUAUGAACGUGGAGAAGAAGUGAAGCAGGCGGACGUUGUACUCCUGGGAUACCCAGUCCCCUUUCCCCUGAGACCUGACAUCCGAAAGAAAAAUUUGGAGAUUUAUGAGGCCGUGACAUCUCCCCAGGGCCCUGCCAUGACCUGGAGCAUGUUUGCCGUGGGCUGGAUGGAACUGAAGGACCCCUCAAAGGCCCAGGUCCUCCUGAACCGGAGUUUCACCAAUGUCACUGAGCCCUUCAAGGUGUGGACCGAGAAUGAAGAUGGGUCUGGCGCAGUGAACUUCCUGACAGGCAUGGGGGGCUUCUUACAGGCAGCACUCUUCGGGUUCACGGGGUUCAGGAUCACUGAGGCAGGUGUGACCUUUGACCCCCUGUGUCCAGACCUGGUCUCCAGAGUAUCUGUCUCUGGUAUCUCCUACCUGGGGAACAAGCUCAACUUCACCUUUUCCAAGGAAUUGGUGACACUUGAGGUCACAACCCGUGCAGAGCCCUGGGCGCCCCUGCUAGAAGCUGAGCUGUGGCCAUCGAUGGCCCAGCUCCCUCUGCCACCAGGGCACAAGGUCUCCUUUCCCUACUCAGCUGGCCGGAUACAAAGGUCAUCCCCCAUAGCUGCCCAGAAGCUCCAGCUCUCCAGUGUUUCCUGAUAGGAGUUUUGACAUUAGAACUUCCUUUCAGUACCUGGGCCCUCAGCUGCAUCUCCAACCCCACAGUCUCUCAAUCUGGAUCCUACCCUGAACCAUUAAGUCUCUGGGGUGUUCCUUCGGCACCUUCCCCCUCCUCCUACUCUCCUCACCCUCUCCAGUCCUGGACCAUGUAGUUAGAGCCUCAUACACUCUUCACUUUGGGGCUGAUCCCAGCUCUCUACUCCUUAAAUCCCCACCUUGCUGUCUCCUUAGGCCUUAACUUCCUUUUUCAUCUCUGGUUUCUGGAAUACUCUGGUCAAAGGACUGGGUGGGAAAUGGCCAGCAGCUCUGCUGAGAAGGUGGACAGCAAGUGGGUCAUGGAGUCAGGGGCUCAGCUAGUCCAAACAAGAGCUUCCUGUGGCAUGCAUUUGGCACCAGGUGGGGCUAGCCAAGUGCCCAAGGGUUUCUGGCUUUGAACUUCUAAAUUCUUUGACUCCUCUUGACGUCAGAUGGUGUCUAGCAAAGUGGGCUAGGUUAAGAGCUAUCCUUAACCAUGCAGCCUGUGAGAAGGAAGGCAGUGCUCUCAGAGGACAAGGUAGAUGGACAUGGGACUGGCGACCAGAGGAACUGGAGUCAGAUGGACAGGGUUCCAGGCCAUAGUCCUAGCCAUCGGCGUGGCGAGGCUACGCAGGCUUCCCUCCUGGUAGACUAUCAGUGUUUCCCCAGAAUAAGGUGCACAGCAUAGGACCAAGAUCCUGGUAGAAUCUGUGCCCCUCUACCACGCCAACUUGGCUAAUUAAAGUCAGUGCUGGCAAGAGCUCCUGAA
Messenger RNA from Meriones unguiculatus (Mongolian gerbil), 3397 nucleotides. It is a transcript of the gene Pgghg, whose product is annotated as protein-glucosylgalactosylhydroxylysine glucosidase. The transcript is spliced from 12 exons. NCBI's taxonomy places the organism in Eukaryota, Metazoa, Chordata, Mammalia, Rodentia, Muridae. Bases 604 to 2592 code for a protein of 662 amino acids. Gene Ontology annotation, molecular function: catalytic activity. The record is from RefSeq and is a predicted model, not a curated record. Gene Ontology annotation, biological process: carbohydrate metabolic process.